Messenger RNA from Cervus elaphus (red deer), 2931 nucleotides. RefSeq names its product C1q and TNF related 1 (gene C1QTNF1). The record is from RefSeq and is a predicted model, not a curated record. Lineage: Eukaryota; Metazoa; Chordata; Mammalia; Artiodactyla; Cervidae. Gene Ontology annotation, molecular function: protein binding. The transcript is spliced from 4 exons. The coding region runs from base 426 to 1265 and encodes 279 amino acids.
UUGGAUAAAAUGCGCUGGGAGCGUUCGAGGCUCCGCGGCCGCUCACAUCUGGCCGGGAUUUGCUCCUUACACGUCUGUCCCGCUUUCUUCGGCUCUUCCUCUACUUUCGAGAAACCGCGUUUCCGCUUCUGGUCAAAGAGACCUCGGAGUCCAGGCGAUCCAGGUGCUGGGAAGGGGUCGGCUGUUGCCUGCACCACCUCCGCUCCCACCCCUCUCCCCCGCAAACUUUCGGGGCCCUCUGUUCCGGAGGACUCUUUUUUUUUUUCCUUCCUGCUUGCUCUCUCCUUCGACAAGUCUGGUCUUCCCUCGACCUGGCUGGGAGGAGGCUCCGCCGCUGGGAGAUGCUGUAAGAGAGGCCGCGGGGAGAACGCGGGCGCCCCGCUCGCUCCCGGACGCCGGUGGUUGGCGCAGGGCUCGGCGGGAAGAUGGGCUCCCGCGGGCUGGGACUCGCGCUGGCGUGCUGCCUGCUGCUGGCCUUCGCCUGCGGUCUGGUGCUGGGCCGAGUGCCCCGUGGGCAGCAGGAGCAGCAGGAGCAGGAGGGGACCAGGGAGCCGCCGAUGGACCACGCUGAGAGGGAUGAAGAAGAGCAUGAAAAAUACGGCCCCAGGCAGGACGAGGAAGGCCCUGCUUCUCGGUGCCUCCGCUGCUGUGACCCUGGUACUCCCGUGUACCAGGCCAUCCCGGUGCCGCAGAUCAACAUCACCAUCCUGAAAGGUGAGAAGGGCGACCGGGGAGACCGGGGCCUGCAAGGCAAAUACGGCAAAACAGGGUCUGUGGGUGCCAGGGGCCACACGGGACCCAAAGGGCAGAAAGGGUCCAUGGGGGCCCCCGGGGACCGCUGCAAGAACCACUACGCCGCCUUCUCCGUGGGCCGGAAGAAGCCCCUGCACAGCAACGACUACUACCAGACGGUGAUCUUUGACACGGAGUUCGUGAACCUCUACAGCCACUUCAACAUGUUCACGGGGAAAUUCUACUGCUACGUGCCUGGCAUCUACUUCUUCAGCCUCAACGUGCACACCUGGAACCAGAAGGAGACGUACCUGCACAUCAUGAAGAACGCGGAGGAGGUGGUGAUCCUGUAUGCCCAGGUGAGCGACCGCAGUAUCAUGCAGAGUCAGAGCCUGAUGCUGGAGCUGCGGGACCAGGAUGAGGUGUGGGUGCGCCUCUUCAAGGGCGAGCGGGAGAACGCCAUCUUCAGCGACGAGUUUGACACCUACAUCACCUUCAGCGGCUACCUGGUCAAGCCGGCCAACGAGCCCUAGCCACCUGCCAGCCUCCGUCGCCACAGGCUCACCUCCCCUUCUCCCCGUGCCCCGCCCUGCUCCGCUGGACCUUCCCCACCCCCACCCCCCCCCAUCUGGAACCUCCCUCACCCACUCCUGGUCAGCCCCUCCUGCAUCCGGGUUUCCCAGGCCCCUCACGCCCCCCUGCUUUGGCAUUCGACAUGACGCCCCUCACAGGAGCGGGAAGCAACGUCGGCGGGGUGGUCCCAAGCCUUGCUGUGUCUGCACGUGCAAUCACCAGGUGGGUGUGCCUGCGGGAGUCCCCCUCUGUGUACACGUCCUUGAGUGAGACCCCCCCAGACGUGCCCCACGACAACGAUGCACCAGAGUGUCCCAGAGCAAGCCACCCUUGCUCCCGUUACUGGGAAUAAUUAAGCCAGUUCUAAAGGUUGUGAAAGGAGCAAAGUAAGCCAUGAAAAGAGAGGGAGGCAGUUGUUACUUUUGUCUUUCGGCCAGCCCCGCUGGCUCCCAGGAGGGCCGUCUCCGCUUCAGGCGGCAGAAGGCUCCUGGUAAGAUAAGAUCUAAAGUGGAUGCCAAUGGGUAUCCACUAAAGAGGAAACCACUGGCUUAGUACUUUUAGGCCACAUACAAACCUUCUUGGAGGACAGCUGGACUGAGGUCCACGUCCCGUGGACAUUCCUGUGGCCUUGCCCAGGGGCUCAGCUGGUCUUUCUGAGCCACAACGGUGAGGGGGUUCGAACUGGGCAGCAAGUGUCAGCUCCUCAGAGGGACAGCCACGUCCUCGGCUUCAGCCUCUGGUUGGGGGGACAGUUUGCUCAGUGGAACCCGUGGGCUCCUGGUAGCAGGUGGGUCUCUGAGGAGCAAAGCUCAGUACAGCCCAGACAAGCCAUGCCUCCUUGCGUGGCUCUGUUCAUCGGCCCCCCCCCCCACCACACCCCACCCUGGCAUCCUGGGCAGGGCUUCCAUGCCUGUCACCCUGGCAUGGGCUUUCUGCCCCUCUUCUCCAACGGGUCAGCUAAGGAAGGCUCAGGGGCCUUUGAUUUUGUAGCAGCUGUCAUGAUUGCACAAUAUUUUCAAUAAAACCUGCUCAUACACCAUCUCAGAGUCCUGCACCCCAGAGGGUUCAGCAGUCAGCCAACCAGGACCCUCCCCUGGGACCUCUUUGACCAUCAGCCCAAUACCAUGCAACAGGGGGCUUUCCUGGGCCCCAGAGCAGGGGAGAGCUGGAAGGGACUGGAAGGUUCCCCCUGCCUGUCUCCGGAGCCCCUGCACAGCUUAGCUUCUGAAAGAGGGCAUAUCCCCACUGCCGGUGUCAGAGCUCUGAGCAGGGUGUGGGGGCGCUGCCUGGAUCGGUGCUCUAGUUCUUGGCUGACUUUGGCCAGGCAGCCCUCCCCCACUUCCCUACAUCAACCCCCAGGGCCGGGGUCUCCCUGCCUGCUUGGGCCCUAGGCCUGACAGGAGGCUUCCUGCUCACGAGCUGGUAAUGCCCGAUCUUGACCGAUCCCUCUGCCCUCGCCGGGCCUGGCUGUGGGGUCUGGGGUCCCCACAUCCCUCCCUCUGCUGGUCAGACUUUGAAAACUGUGUUUCUGUUCCUGCUGGUGAGCAGGGUGCCCACCUGCUGCUUUGUGCUGCCUUGGUGCUCUUCCAGAAAACAUUAAACUCGGAAUUGUGUGUUUCAGCAUCA